AGCUGGUAUGGUUCUGAUUAGUGCUGUUAGAGGGGUGUAAUGGUCCAACCCUCAGUGUCCACCAAUGGAAAUAUGGGCAGGGCUCAACACCCAUCUUUGGGUCUCUUGCUAUAUAACCGGCGUAAAGCCCUACGGUUCAUCUUGUGUAACAUAAGGCUAAUUAACGCGCGCUACAGCUUUUUUGAAGAGUCUUUCUGUUGCAUAUUAAAUGACUUCCAGGCUGGAUAACAAGUGUAACUUGGUUCAAAUGAAUGGGAAUGGAGUCCACGGGAAAGGAACUGUCAAUGGCAAAAGCCUGAAUGGGACUGGAGUCAGUGGGAAUGGAGUAGUACAUGGGAACAGCAUCCACCACGUCAGUGUGAAUGGCAGUUUGUAUCCGUCCAAAACCAAGAGCCGCAGGCAGAGAUGGGAGGUGAAGCCCUCGGAGAUGGCCAAUAACACGCUCAAUCCCAUCAGAGCCAUCGUGGAUGGGAUGAAGCUCACUCCGAACCCGGAUAAACCCAUGAUCGCACUUUCCAUAGGGGAUCCCACUGUGUUUGGAAACAUGCCUACAGACAUUGCUGUACUGCAGGCCAUGAAAGACGCCAUAGACUGCCAGAAAUACAACGGCUAUGCUCCUUCCGUUGGUUAUCUGAAGAGCCGACAGGCAGUGGCCAACUUUUACACCUGCCCUGAGGCUCCCCUAGAGGCAGAGGAUGUCAUUUUAACCAGUGGCUGCAGUCAGGCCAUUGACCUGGCUAUCAGUGUCCUGUGUAACCCAGGGGACAACAUCCUGGUCCCAUGCCCAGGCUUCUCUUUAUAUAAGACUCUGGCUGUCUCCAUGGGCAUCGAGGUCAAACUCUACAACCUGCUGCCAGAGAAGUCAUGGGAGGUUGACCUGAAACACUUGGAGAGCCUGAUUGACGAGAGGACAUCCUGUCUGAUCGUUACCAAUCCAUCCAACCCGUGUGGUUCUGUGUUCAGCGAGGAACACCUACAGAAAAUCCUCAAAGUGGCCUCCAGACACUGCAUUCCCAUUCUGGCUGAUGAAAUCUACAGCAAUAUGGUUUUCCCAGGUUGCAGUUGUCCUUCCAUGGCGUCUCUCAGCAGUGACGUUCCCAUCCUUUCCUGCGGUGGCUUGGCUAAGCGCUGGCUGGUCCCGGGUUGGAGAAUGGGAUGGAUCCUCAUCCAUGACAGGAAUGAUAUAUUUGGAUCCAAGAUUCGACAGGGUCUGGUGAAACUGAGUCAACGUAUUCUGGGAGCCUGCAGUAUCAUCCAGGGUGCCCUGGAAAGCAUCCUCAACAACACACCUCAAAGCUUCUACAACAACACCAUUCACUUUCUGAAGACCAACUCUGAGAUUUGUUUCAGUGAGCUGUGCACCGUCCCUGGCCUGAACCCGAUCAUGCCUUCAGGAGCCAUGUACCUCAUGGUGGGGAUUGACAUGGAUCGCUUUCCAGACUUUAAGAGCGAUGUGGACUUUACUGAACGGCUGGUGACCGAGCAGUCUGUCUUCUGUCUGCCUGCCUCAGCGUUUGAGUAUCCUAACUUCUUUCGCAUUGUGGUGACCGUGCCAGAGGAGAUGAUGGUGGAGGCUUGUGGUCGGAUCAAGGAGUUUUGCGAGCGCCACUAUUGUUCCGGCAGCCACGACAGCAAUUAUCUGGACCAGUGAUGCGGCGGAGCUGGACCAGUCUGACGCCAUGGGCCUCAUGGAGACCAAAGCCCAGAGGAUGCUAGCCACAUACUGUGUACUGAGCUGGAAUCAGCUUUAAAAUGUUAUUCCACUAUGUUAGGAAAUUAGAGCUGUAGAAAUCUGAUGUCAAAACUGUGGUAAUAAUGUCAUCACUGUGGCAACAAAAAGCUUGGAAGCAACAUAACUGAUGGUCCAUUGAUGGUGUAAUUUUUCAUGUAAACCAUAUGAAAUGAGUAAGAACUAAUAUUUAUAUUUUAUACAGGCAACAUAUAUUACUUUUUUUGUGUAAUGCUUUGUAUGUCUAUAAAUGUACUCUGAUAUAAACUGCAGGAUCGUAGACUGUGCAUAGGGACAAAGCGCUUCACGUCAUACUCCGCGUUAUUAUGGAACCCAUGCAACUUCUAGGCAAGACCUGCCCUUCAAUAGCAUUCUCACACUACUAUUGGCCAGGCGUCCAUGCUCAAGGUCAAUGGCAUCCAUAAUAACGUGGAAUUGACGAGAAGGCAACUUCACGCAAUAUAAGUCAAUGGAGAGCAGAGAGUUGUUUUCCCCUCCAGUGGUGGCAGUUCCUAAAUGUCAUCUGUCUCUAUACUGUCACACACCAGCUGGCUUCUUUUCUGAAUUGAAUAUAUAUUUCAAUAUGCAUUUUUAUAGACAUUAUUAUUGAUAAUCUUCUGCAUACUUUGCUUGUGCUAGAAAAUGACUUUCAAUGCCACAUUAGACUCCUUUGGCAUGCCUUUUAAGCAGAACCUUCUCUGUAUGUUUGCUUUGUUUGUAUAUUAAUUGUGUCAUAUUAAAUCAUAUUACAUAUGUAUAUAUAUUU
Sander lucioperca (pikeperch) is the source of this 2495-nucleotide messenger RNA. RefSeq names its product tyrosine aminotransferase (gene tat). NCBI's taxonomy places the organism in Eukaryota, Metazoa, Chordata, Actinopteri, Perciformes, Percidae. The transcript has 12 exons. Gene Ontology annotation, biological process: biosynthetic process; aromatic amino acid metabolic process. Gene Ontology annotation, molecular function: pyridoxal phosphate binding; L-tyrosine:2-oxoglutarate transaminase activity. The record is from RefSeq and is a predicted model, not a curated record. The coding region runs from base 209 to 1651 and encodes 480 amino acids.